AUCCUUGGGCCUUCCAAUCAGGACCAGCACCAAUUUAACAAGCUUGGGCUAAAGCAUGAAAACCAGGCGCCGUUCGCCAUGAUACCUGGCGAAGAUGGCUGCGAUACCAUCCAUCCAUCAAACGGAAAAAUGUCUGCAAACGAGUUUCCCAUAGACCCUAAUGAGCCAACGUACUGCUUUUGUAAACAGGUUGCAUUUGGAGAAAUGAUUGCCUGCGACAACGAUGAUUGCGAUAUCAAAUGGUUUCACUUUGAGUGUGUUAAUAUGAAGACGCUUCCAAAGGGGGUUUGGUACUGCUUUGAAUGCGAGUCUCUCGAAAAUCAGUCAAAACCCGGAUCUUUAGGGUCAUCUCUGCCCAAUAGACGGGUGAAGAAUGUCCCAAUUAGGAAAUGA
Molecule: messenger RNA, 393 nt
Organism: Mitosporidium daphniae
Lineage: Eukaryota; Fungi; Microsporidia
Exons: 2
Cellular component (GO): nucleus
Source: RefSeq, a predicted model, not a curated record